Schistocerca americana (American grasshopper) is the source of this 1677-nucleotide messenger RNA. Its product is annotated as DNA-directed RNA polymerase II subunit RPB1-like. The transcript is spliced from 3 exons. Bases 1 to 1677 code for a protein of 558 amino acids. Lineage: Eukaryota; Metazoa; Arthropoda; Insecta; Orthoptera; Acrididae. The record is from RefSeq and is a predicted model, not a curated record.
AUGCCAAUAGAGUUGUCCACACCGAGCACGCCAACAGAGUCACCCACACUGAGCACGCCAACGCUGUCUCCAGUGCCAUCGCUGACUACAGAGCCAUCGAUGUCUCCAGAGCCGUCGCUGUCUCCAGUGCCGUCGCUGUCUACAGAGCCAUCGCUGUCUCCAGAGCCGUCGCUGUCUCCAGUGCCGUCGCUGUCUCCAGAGCCAUCGCUGUCUCCGGAGCCAUCGCUGUCUCCAGUGCCGUCACUGUCUUCAGAGCCAUCGCUGUCUCCAGGGCCGUCACUGUCUCCAGUGCCAAGGCUGUCGCCUGCACCCUCACUUCCGCUCGUGCUGAGCGCACCGUCAUUGUCGCCCACACUGAGGGCCCUGCCACUGUCGCCCUCAGUGAAUGCAUCACCUCAGUCAUCCACUUUAAGUGCACCAACACUGUCACCCAUGGUGAGCGCACCGACCCUGUCACGUGCACUGAGCAUGCCAAGACUGUCGCCCGUGAUGAGUGUGUCAAUGCUGUCACAUUCACCGAGCAUGCCAUCACUGUCACCCGUGCUGAGUGCACCAGCACUGUCACCCGCACUGGGACUGUCUCCCCUGCCGUGUGCGCCAAUGAAGUCACCUGCAUUGUCCGCUAGCACUGUUGCCUGCACCGAGUACGCCAAGUGUGACAAUGGUGUCACCUAUGCCAAUACUGUCACCCAUGUGUCUCCAAUGCCAAGGCUGUCGCCUGCACCAUCACUUCCGCUCGUGCUGAGCGCACCGUCAUUGUCGCCCACGCUGAGGGCCCUGCCAUUGUCGCCCUCAGUGAGUGCAUCACCUCAGUCAUCCACUUUAAGUGCACCGACACUGUCACCCAUGGUGAGCGCCCCGACACUGUCACCUGCACUGAGCAUGCCAAGACUGUCGCCCGUGAUGAGUGUGUCAAUGCUGUCACAUUCACCGAGCAUGCCAUCACUGUCACCCGUGCUGAGUGCACCAGCACUGUCACCCACACUGGGACUGUCUACCCUGCCGUGUGCGCCAAUGAAGUCACCUGCAUUGUCCGCUAACACUGUUGCCUGCACCGAGCAUGCCAAGUGUGACAAUGGUGUCACCCAUGCCAAUACUGUCACCCAUACCGACGCUGUCGCAUGUGCCGAGCGUGACAGUGCUGUCGCCUGUGCAGAGUGGGUCAACGCAAUCGCCCGCAGUAGGCAUAUCAAUGCUGUCGGCCGUGCUAAGCGUGCCGACACUGUUGUCCGCACCAAGCGCACCAAAACUGUCGCUCGCACUAAGCGCACCGACACUGUCAUCCGCUCUGAGCCCGCCAGCACAGUUGCCCACGCAGAGAGCACCUGCACUGUCACUCGCGCCGAGCGUGACAGCACUGUCACUCGGGCCAAGUGCACCAACACUGUCGCCCGUGCCAGAAUAACAAACAACCUAGACAAACCGACAGACUUUAGCAUGAAAGGUGGCUUAAAUAUUCUUCCUAAAGGAAGAUUUUCAAAAGAAGAAGAAGAAGGUAUUUCUAAUGAUGAAGUGUCAGGGAGACCUCAAGAUAAAACUGCUGCUGCUGAUAAUAUAUCAGACACACCUCUCUCUGAACCCGUCAGUCUGCUUCUUUCAGAUGGUCAGUGGGCAGAUGAUGGCAUUACUGCUUCACAGCUUCUAGUUCUUAGAGAAUCGCAUGGAAUUCAAAUUUAG